GGAGCUGGGGAAAGUCCUGCGCCCUGGCUGAGCCGGUUACCGUGGGAACUGCCGUCGGGCGGAAGUGGUGCUGCGCCGGCUACUCCUCCACCGCUGGGGGAGCUGCAUGGGAAGCCACUUCCUGCGCUAUCUGUGUCCUUUGCUGCUUCCACGGUUACCGCGCCGCGUGUUCAGCCUGGAGUCCAUAAGGCCCUCCAAGCGACCCCGCAGCAACCUCAUGACACCACCCCGAAUCGGGACGCACAACGGCACCUUCCACUGCGAUGAGGCUCUGGCGUGCGCGCUGCUACGCCUCCUGCCAGAGUACCACGAUGCAGAAAUUGUGCGGACUCGGGACCCCGAAAAACUCGCUUCUUGUGACGUCGUGGUAGACGUAGGUGGCGAGUAUGACCCUCAGAGACAUCGAUAUGACCAUCACCAGAGGUCCUUCACAGAGACCAUGAGCUCCCUGUCGCCUGGAAAGCCAUGGCAAACCAAGCUGAGCAGCGCGGGACUCAUCUACCUGCACUUUGGGCACAAGUUGCUGGCCCAGUUGCUGGGUACUAGCGAAGAAGACAGCACGGUGGGCACCCUCUAUGACAAGAUUUAUGAGAACUUCGUGGAGGAGGUGGAUGCAGUGGACAAUGGGAUCUCCCAGUGGACAGAAGGGGAGCCCCGGUAUGUGCUGACCACUACACUAAGUGCCCGAGUUGCUCGGCUUAAUCCCACCUGGAACCAGCCCAACCAAGACACUGAGGCUAGGUUCAAGCAUGCAAUGGACCUGGUUCAAGAGGAGUUUCUACAGAGACUAGACUUCUACCAGCACAGCUGGCUGCCAGCUCGGGCCUUGGUGGAAGAGGCCCUGGCCCAGCGAUUCCAGGUGGACCCAAGUGGGGAGAUAAUGGAACUGGCAAAAGGUGGAUGCCCCUGGAAGGAGCAUCUCUACAACCUGGAGUCUGUGCUGUCCCCACCAGUGACCAUUAUCUUUGUUAUUUAUACUGAUCAGAAUGGACAGUGGCGGGUACAGUGUGUACCCAAGGAGCCCCACUCGUUCCAGAGCAGGUUGCCCCUGCCAGAACCAUGGCGGGGUUUACGGGAUGAGGCUCUGGACCAGGUCAGUGGGAUUCCUGGCUGCAUCUUUGUCCAUGCAAAUGGCUUCAUUGGUGGGCACCGCACCCGAGAGGGAGCCUUGAGCAUGGCCCGUGCCACCUUGGCCCAACGCCCAGUGCCUAUGCCUCCCACAAAUCCCCUGGUCCAAUAAAGUUUAUUCCAACUCAU
Manis pentadactyla (Chinese pangolin) is the source of this 1257-nucleotide messenger RNA. It is a transcript of the gene MYG1, whose product is annotated as MYG1 exonuclease. The record is from RefSeq and is a predicted model, not a curated record. The transcript has 7 exons. Bases 107 to 1240 code for a protein of 377 amino acids. Gene Ontology annotation, cellular component: cytoplasm; nucleus. NCBI's taxonomy places the organism in Eukaryota, Metazoa, Chordata, Mammalia, Pholidota, Manidae.